AUGAUGGCGAGCAGAAAUAGGAUCGCGCGGAGGGCGCUGUCUUCGUGGGGCCAGUGCCCAAACAAGGUGCUGCCACGCUCCGCGACGGCAUCCUUCCACACAACAGCUGCACCGGCAACGGAUGGCGUGUACCGCGACCUUACUGACACACGAGUUCGCAUGCCGUGGAUAGAGGCCUUUCACAAGCAGCAGAAAGGGCAGAUGAUGGAGGAUAUGGAAGAUACCCCAGAGGAACGCGAUCUCACUCCGAAAAAGAUGACUGACAGCUAUCAUCGUGUCGUUCUUCCGCUUGGCCAGGAUCCGUGGCUGUCGGAUACAUACAUCAACUCUUCAGGCCAUAUCAGGCUCGGCACAUUGCUCAUGGAUCUCGAUGCGCUUUCUGGCAUCAUCGUUUACAAACACACGGGUCCUGGUGUCACCACCGUCACAGCUGCUUUGGACCGCGUCACACUCGCCCAUCCUCUCACAGAAAUCUGUGAUCUCGAGUACAGCGGCCAAGUCACGUAUGCCUCCGGCAGGAGCAGUGUCGAGAUCACUUGCAGGGUCGCCAAGGCCACAGCUGAGGGCGAGCCCAGCAAGCCUGAAGACGUCCUCCUGACUUGCACAUUCACCAUGGUGGCGCUGGAUCCCAAGUCCAAGAAGCCCGUCAACAUUCCCAAGCUCGAGUACAGCACGCCCGAGGAAGAGAGGAUCUACAAGGCGGGCGAGGCCAAGUCAAUCGCCAAAAAGGAGACGCUCAAAGCGUCACUCCUACAAACAGAGCCGAAUGAUCCCGAGUCGGCACUGAUUCAUCGCAUCUGGCUCCGGCAGCUGGCAUACCACGAUCCCAACAACAGCCUCCGCCAACCCAAGAACGUGGUGGCCAUGUCCAAGACACAGCUGUCGACGGCCGCCAUCAUGCAGCCCCAGUACCGGAACCGCCACCAGACAAUGAUCUUUGGUGGGUUCCAUCUCAAACAGACGUUCGAGCUGGCCUUUUGCUGCGCAGCCAGUUUUGCCCACGCACGCCCGACCUUUAUCAGCGCUGAUCCAUGCACCUUCCGCAACCCUGUCCCCGUUGGCAGCGUCCUGUAUCUAACGGCCACCGUGGCCUACACCGAUCCCCCGUUGCUGGAGGAGGAUGGCUCAGAGCCCCAUCAGGUGGAUGCCGACCAGCCCAUGACGCGCGUGCACGUUCGCGUGGACAGCAAAGUCAGGGACGUGGAGCAUGGCGUCGCGAAACCAACGGGCCAGUUCAACUACACGUUCUCCGUCCCCAAAAACCUCAAGGUGCUCCCGCAUACGUACGAGGAGUACAUGAUGUACAUUGACGCCAAGAGGCGUGUCAAACACGGGGACGCUCAGCGAAAGCAAGAGGAGAUGACAUCGUUUGCGAGCUUCAACGAACGUUCGUCGAAACGCAAGUCCUCGAGAAUCUACCAGGACCUCAAUUCUAUACACUUCUCUAGCCUCCGGGGUCUGGGACAGGAGCAGCAACUUCGAAAGCUGAGCACUAUGGAUACUUACCGCAAGCGUAGCCAUAGCGGCAGCGAAAAGCCCCAUGUUGGCAUCGUCGGCGCUGGCUUAGCCGGACUGCGUUGCGCAGACAUCCUCCUUCGCCAUGGAUUUCAAGUGACCAUCCUAGAAGGGCGGGAACGCAUCGGAGGUCGUCUUCACCAGGAGAGACUACCAAAUGGGCAUCUCGUGGAUAUGGGGCCUAAUUGGAUCCACGGCACAAAGGAUAAUCCAAUACUCGACAUUGUCAACGAGACCAAGACAGAUGUCGGCAGCUGGGACACGAGGUCGUACGCUUUUGACGAGUUUGGUGGCUUGUUUGACGUUGCCAAGAGCGACAUGUAUGCGGAUAUCAUGUGGGACAUUGUGCAAGACGCCUUCAAGCACUCGAAUGAGUAUUCGGCAGAGAUUGACGACAAGGAAAGCUUACAUGACUUCUUUAUGGAAAAGGUGGUGCAAAAACUACCCGAAACCGACCAGGACUGGCAGAUGAAGCGACACGUUGUCAUGCAGAUGUCCGAGCUAUGGGGUGCCUUCAUUGGGAGUCCGAUCCAGAGGCAAAGCCUCAAGUUCUUCUGGCUAGAGGAGUGCAUAGAGGGAGAUGACGAUCAGAAGGUCCAAGGCUUCGUUCAAUGGCUUUCUCCCGCUUAUGCACCCGAGUCGAACCCUGGGAGAUGGUACCAGGAUGUUGUCGAGCUCGCCAGUCUCACGCCCGAGACCUCACAUCCUACACUCUUGUUCUACAUGUACGGCGCCCAGUCCGAGCAUGUCACAACGCGGGUCGCGGAACUACAGACGAAGCACGAGAAAGAUGAAUUCCUGGUUGCCUAUUUCAGGCCGUAUUACUCUCUCCUACCUCACUAUAAGGAGUCUGACGAACGAUGCCAGCCGACAAGCUGUCUGUCAACAGCCUGGUCCAAGGACGAGCUUGCAGGGCAGGGCAGUUACAGUAACUUCCAAGUCGGCUUGACUGAAGGCGACCGUGACAUUGAGGUAAUGAGACAUGGGCUUCCGGAACGUGGUCUUUGGUUUGCUGGCGAGCACACAGCACCGUUCGUGGCUUUGGGCACAGCGACAGGGGCCUACUGGAGUGGCGAAGCAGUCGCAAGGAGACUUGCGGAGUCUUAUGGUAUGAAGAUGGCCGAAGUAUCACAGUGA
Molecule: messenger RNA, 2652 nt
Organism: Emericellopsis cladophorae
Lineage: Eukaryota; Fungi; Ascomycota; Sordariomycetes; Hypocreales; Bionectriaceae
Exons: 6
Coding region: 1-2652 (883 amino acids)
Biological process (GO): acyl-CoA metabolic process
Cellular component (GO): mitochondrion
Molecular function (GO): fatty acyl-CoA hydrolase activity; oxidoreductase activity
Source: RefSeq, a predicted model, not a curated record